Peromyscus maniculatus bairdii (prairie deer mouse) is the source of this 1087-nucleotide messenger RNA. It is a transcript of the gene Tmem265, whose product is annotated as transmembrane protein 265. Lineage: Eukaryota; Metazoa; Chordata; Mammalia; Rodentia; Cricetidae. The record is from RefSeq and is a predicted model, not a curated record. Gene Ontology annotation, cellular component: membrane.
GUCUCAGCACAAGGGAGUAGAGGCAGGGGAUCUCUGAAUUUGAGGCCAGCCUUGUCUACAUGCUUCCAGGCCAGUCAGGAAGAGCUACAUAGUGAGACCAUAUCUCAAAACAAAAUAAAGCACUUACCCAAAAGGUUUUGAGAUUCCAUGUCCUGUUUCUCAGUAUGCUUCUCUGUCUUGCUGAAAUACAAGUAUAUUCACAGGUGCUUGCCUUCAAAGAUUUAGAAUCUUAAACUGAUGGAAAGGAUUCCAUCCACGCAUUUAGUCUCCUGGCCUGAGUCACUGGAGGAAUUUCCCAGUACGACUGCAUUCCUAAGUAUAGAGUUAGAACAGUAGAUAGCAUGCUUUGAGAAGGGUGGAGUCACCACGCCAGAGCAAGAGCUCAUUUGUUGGGCUUAAAAGUACCUUGACUGUAUCGCCCGCAGGUGAUGGAGGACGAGGAGAAGGCAGCGGAGAGCUUGAUGAGCAACAUGGAAGCUGCUCCUUCUCCAUCCCCUGUCCACUGCUGCUGGCUCCGCCUCCGCUACCUGGCAGCUACUAGCAUUAUCUGUGGCUGUUCUUGCCUGGGAGUCAUGGCCCUUGUGUUUGCCAUCAAGGCAGAAGAGCGGCAUAAGGCAGGCCAGUCGGAGGAGGCCAUAUACUGGGGGGCCCGGGCCCGGAGACUCAUUCUGGCCAGUUUUGCUGUCUGGUUUGCUGUCCUUGUUCUGGGUCCCUUGCUGCUGUGGCUACUCUCCUACACCAUUGCACAGGCUGAGUAACCCUGGGUGGCCUUUGCUGCGAGCCAGUCAAGACCUGGAUCCAAUCCAACAGUGCGGCGGCAGUGCUCAGUUCUGGUGACGGGAGUGGGUCGUGGGUCUUCCUGUCUAGAAGGACGUUGCCUUUCUCGGGAACCAUUGGAAGAGCUCAUCUAGGCUAUUCAAGCACCUGAGACUUCACGGGGAGGUCGGCCUGCUCUCUUCUUUCAUUACCCUCUGCUUUGUCUCCCUACCCCUCCAUCCUAGGAGCCUCUAUUCAGAGAAAGGGUUGAAAACCAGGCUUGAUUUUAUUAGAAUUUGUUUUGUAAUAAAAGCCUUUUUUGGUGGUGAAA